Molecule: messenger RNA, 2092 nt
Organism: Sinocyclocheilus grahami
Lineage: Eukaryota; Metazoa; Chordata; Actinopteri; Cypriniformes; Cyprinidae
Gene: txlna
Product: taxilin alpha
Exons: 9
Molecular function (GO): syntaxin binding
Source: RefSeq, a predicted model, not a curated record
UUAGGCAAGGAGAUCACCCUUCUAAUGCAGACCUUCAACACAUUGAGCACUCCAGAGGAGAAGCUGGGUGGUCUCUGUAAGAAGUAUGCUGAGCUGCUAGAGGAGAACCGUAAUGCUCAGAAACAGAUGCGGUCUCUGCAGAAGAAGCAGACGCAGCUGAUCCAGGAGAAGGACCACUUAAGAAACGAGCACAGCAAAGCCAUCCUGGCACGCAGCAAGCUGGAGAGUCUCUGUCGAGAACUGCAAAGACACAACCGCACACUUAAGGAGGAUGGUGUGCAGCGUGCCCGAUUGGAGGAGGAGAAAAGGAAGGAAGUGACCACACAUUUCCAGGUGACACUGAAUGACAUCCAAGCUCAGAUGGAGCAGCACAACAAGCGAAAUGCAAACCUAAGGCAGGAGAACAUGGAGCUGGCUGACAAACUGAAGAAGCUUAUUGAGCAGUAUGAGCUCAGAGAGGAGCAUAUUGACAAGGUGUUCAAACAGAAAGAUCUGCAACAACAACUGGUAGAUGCAAAGCUUCAUCAGGCACAGGCACUGCUCAAGGGCUCGGAGGAUCGGCAUCAGAAGGAGAAAGACUUUCUCCUGAAAGAGGCAGCUGAGUCCCAGAGGAUGUAUGAGCUCAUGAAACAGCAGGAAGUCCAUCUGAAACAGCAGCUCUCAUUGUACACGGAGAAGUUUGAAGAGUUUCAAAACACACUUUCCAAAAGCAACGAGGUGUUCACAACAUUCAAACAAGAGAUGGAAAAGAUGACAAAGAAGAUUAAGAAGCUGGAGAAGGAAACCACCAUGUACAGAUCACGAUGGGAAAGUAGUAACAAAGCCCUGCUGGAAAUGGCAGAGGAGAAAACACUACGAGACAAGGAGUUCGAAAGCCUGCAAGUGAAGGUCCAGCGACUGGAAAAGCUCUGUCGUGCGUUACAGAUGGAACGCAACGAGCUGAGUAAGAAGGUUCAGGGUGUCUCCACAGGCAUUGAGAGUAAGCCAGAAACAGAGACGGGGUCACCAUCAGAAGCCACAGACUCGGAGGAGGGCAGCCCUGUCCAUCAGAACANCCCAGAGACUCCACAGACCGCUUGUAGCCCGGCGUGCCACUGCGCUCCAGAACUAGAGGCCGAAACUCACAGAGAGGUUUGCUCAGCCCAGGAUUGAGUCUUGCUGUUUCUGGGCGGCCAGGACACACACAAUCCUUCCCGCCUCUACCCGACCCCCGACCCUCUGUCGGCAGUCAGCCUCUGUUGUUUUCUGCAUCUGUGUCCACAACGGAACCGCUGACUUGGCUGCUCCUGGGGUGGGGGGGUUUCAUUGUGUCAGGGAAGAUUGUGCCUUCAACAUGAUUCCUAUGCUGCGUUUAUAUUCUUUGGUUUUUAUGUGGCUUGCUUUAUCCCACCCUAUUCCCGAGAAAAUCCCAUAUUUGCGUUUAGAGGGGCAUAGAUGUUGCUGCUGUGUCGGAAUGCUCAGUGUUUGUCCACUAAAUGCUUGUCUCUUUUCAGUUUGGCUGAAUAAAAACGUAAAGAAUCUUAACAGGUGGAUUGCUGAAAUCGGUGAAAAAUUCUUUGCCGUGAAACAGCAGUUAGGUGAUACUAUUUCUUUGGGUGUUUUUAUUUAAUUUCUCGCCUUAAGUUGUUGUACCAGGUCAAAUUUGCUUGUACACUUUCCAGCCGCCCUCUUUCUUCGGUUUAAAUCCCACAAAUCCUAGUUUGCACCAAACAAAGAAUGUAUGAUUUGUUAUUCAUCUUCACUACUCAGAGUUUAGAAUUGUAGGCGUACAGUUAAGACUAACAUUGUUUUUUGAGGUUAAGGUUCAUGUAAUCUGAGCCUAGAUUUUUUAAAUGCUUUUGCACAGCACUUGAAUUUGUCACAUGUAUCUUUUAGUUUACACCAUCUUAGAGCACCACUAGCUUCUUUGAUAAGUUUAUAUAUCCACCGUUAUAGAUACAUUCCUUUAACCCAAUUCCAUUAACUUGUAAUUAGCAAUGUGCUCUUGAAUGUUUCAGUGUGUGAUUUCAGUUUGGACAGUUUUUUUUUUAGAUACUGAUCACAUGGUUGUUUGUGUCUUACUUGAUGUGUUAUUCAAAAUGUAAAAAAAGAA